UUCCCUUUCCCUUUCUCUUCCCUUCCCUUCCCCAUUAGUACACCCGGGACCGCAACCACCCACCCGCACCCUCCGGCAGCCAGCUCCCUGCAGGUAGGGGCGAGGCCAGGCGGAAGGGGGGCGGUGGUGCCGGGCCGGCCCGGGGCGGGCAUGCGCGGUGUCUCCGCAACAUGGCGGCGGCGUGAAGCGGCCGGCGGCGGGAGCCGCUCGAGGGAGGCGGGGGUGCCUCUGCCCCCGGCCCGGAAACUGUUGUACUGAAAGAAAGAAUUAACUGGUCUUUCAACUUCAGCCUUUUUAUUGGGAGAGGGAAGAUCACACAAGUGUUGCCAUGGGGAGAACCACAGCUAAAGAUUCAAAGGAAAUUAAAAAAGAGAAAGAUGGAAAGCAUCAGCAGGCAAACAACCCGUCUUUAAAAAGUGAACAGUUUAGUUGGGAUGAUUAUCUGAAAGAGACUGAAUCAAUAGCUGCCCCUCUACAUUGUUUCAAACAGUCCAGAAUUCCACCUACAAAUGAUUUCAAAGUUGGUAUGAAACUGGAAGCCCAUGAUCCUCGCAAUAUUACCUCGGUUUGCAUAGCUACAAUAAUUGGAAUCACUGGUGCCAGGCUAAGGUUGCGACUCGAUGGAAGUGACAACAAAAAUGAUUUUUGGAGGCUUGUGGACUCCUCAGACAUACAGCCCAUUGGGACCUGUGAGAAGAAGGGGGGCAUGCUGCAGCCUCCACUUGGAUUCCAGAUGAAUGCAUCUUCUUGGCCAAUGUUUCUCUUAAGAACUCUGAAUGGAGCUGAAAUGGCACCUGCAGCAUUCUUUAAGAAGGAACCACCAAAACCUGCGACAAACUGCUUUAAAGUUGGAAUGAAACUUGAAGCUAUAGAUAGAAAGAACCCAUACUUGAUUUGCCCAGCAACCAUUGGAGAUGUUAAAGGGGAUGAAGUUUUUGUUACAUUUGAUGGCUGGAGAGGAGCAUUUGACUAUUGGUGCAGAUGUGAUUCUCGUGAUAUUUUCCCAGUUGGAUGGUGUAGCUUGACAGGAGAUGCAUUACAACCACCAGGGAACAAUGUUUCCAUUUCAAAGAGCAGUGCAAAAAUCCAAUCUUCCCCUUCCAAAGUGACCCGGCGUUCAAUGCAGUCUCCACAGAAAUCUGCUCCAGUACCAGCGCAACGGGGCAGGAAACCAGGUCGGGGCAAACCCCCUGGACAGUCUACAGUUCCCAAGAAGGGCAGGUCUCCUAAAAAUAUUCCCCUGACCAAAAGCACCUCUCAUACUGAGAAUCUUAAAACAAGGAAAAAAAGUUUAAAACCUGGAAAAAAGAAAAAAAUCUUACCAGAGCAACUGACUUCUGCAUCACCUUCUCCUCUUUCUUCUCCUGAUGGGGACAGAGGCACUACACAGAUACUUAAAGAUGGAAUUAGUUCGUCUGGUGCAACUGCAGCAGUUAUAUCCACAGUGUGUGUUUAUGUCAACAAGCAUGGAAAUUCUGGGCCUCACCUGGAUAAGAAGAAGGUUCAGCAGCUUCCAGAUCACUUUGGACCAGGUCCUGUCAAUGUGGUACUUCAGCAGGCUGUACAGGCUUGUGUGGAUUGUGCCUAUCAAUCCAAAACAGUCUUUGGAUUUCUGAAAUCUGGCCAUCAUGGAGGGGAAAUGAUAACUGCUUCCUUUGAUGGGGAGAAGCAUGCCAUCAAUCUUCCUUCUGUAAACAGUGCGUCGUUUGUCCUACGUUUCUUGGAGAAACUCUGCCACAGUCUUCAGUGUGAUAAUCUUUUCAGUAGCCAGCCUUUCAGCCCUUACAUGGGAUGUGCACAUAGUCCCACGGAGUACGAUAGGAACAAACCAGCAAAAGAAGAAAUACCUGAAAACAGAACUGCGAAACGAUACUCUCAGGACUCUCCACCAUAUACUGCUCCCCUUUCCCCUAAGCUUCCAAGGAGUGAUGCUCAUCCAUCUGAAGCAGAAACGUUACCUAUAGAAGAAAACAGCACUUCCAAAGAGCAUCGCUUUUCUGAGGACUCUAUGGAUUCUGCUCUUAAUUCAGUAAAUCCUUCAAGCCCUGCCCGUCGAAAUUCCACUGAAUAUCGUACUUCGGGGAGUGCAGCAUAUUACAGGAAUUCCUUUCAGCCAGUGACUGCUACCUCAAAUUCAGCUCCAGUCCUGCGCCGGCUGUCAUUGAGCUCUGCUGGGAACAGCAGUUACUAUGAAGUCAGUAGGAAUCGAAUACAGAGGAGGAUUGAAGUUGAACUUGCAUUUGCCGCUUUCCCAGAUACUGGCAUCUUGGGAUCCAGGAACCAAACACGAGUCGAACUAAUCCCUCUAGCUGCAAGUUCCACAACUGGACCAGAUCUGAAUUCACUUAAAAGGGAACCUUCAAGAAUAUUGAAUAAGGAUCCAUCCACCUGGUCAAUAGAGGAAGUAAUGCGUUUUGUGAAAGAAGCUGAUCCGCAGGCACUAGCUCCACAUGCUGAACUCUUCAGGAGACAUGAAAUUGAUGGAAAGGCACUACUGUUACUGAGGAGUGAUAUGAUCAUGAAAUACAUGGGACUGAAGCUGGGGCCUGCCCUAAAGCUGUGCUACCACAUUGAAAGACUUAAACAAGGAAAGUACUAGCCAACGGGGGGGACACCGCAGUGUGUGUGUGUGUGUGUGUACCACACUGAGUUCUCAGGUUAACAGUCAUCACCUUUAUUUAAAAGUAUUUUGCUGGUAUAAGUUAUCUGUAUUUUUUGGGAGUUCUUUCAAAAUAUGAAAAAAGACAUCUGGGGGAAAGUAGAGGGAAAAAAUGUAUUACGUUCUAGCGUUUAGUGAGCUGUUUCAGAAAGCUUGCAAGGAGAGACAGUUGGUACUGGGCAGGUUGGGUAACAGCGCUGAAAGGCGCAUUCUCUGUUGCAGACUUCAGCCAACAUGUUCAUAUUCAGAACCAAAACAGCUGAAUCCCAAAGGGAAAAACAAAAACAGCAUCAGAUGUUAAUAAUUCUUACAGGGAUGGCUGUAAACUUUUACGUUGCAAGGAAAAUGUAAGAUAGAAGAUCUCAUCUCAGCAGUGAAUACCGUGUCUGGUUCUCCAGCAGAGUAAUACUCAGCUAGAUUAUUCUUCAUAGAUUUCCAUAAAGGGAAUAGCUGUAUGAGGAGUUCAGGGGGGAGGGAGGUGUAGGGAGGGAAGGGUUACGGAGGAGAGGGCUUCAAACAAAUCUAAGCUUUUAUAAAGUGUGAUUAUCAGUCCUUUGGUAAGUUACGAGGACAAAUGUACGGUAUGUUGUCCAUUUAUGCUGGCAAUAAUAGUUCUGUUUCACGGAAGGGCAUAUUGGCUGUAUAAACAGCCAGUUCUGGGACAGACAGAUUUGACUGGAACAACACAUCCGCAUUUUAAACAUUCCAUCUUUUUGCUAAGUUUGGCAUGGAUACGUGUCCUCAUGCUUUUUAUGUAUACACGUGUAUGCGUCGGGGAAAUGCACACUAUAUGUAUUUGAAAAUGCACAUACACACUGUACAUAUGUAUUCAGUUUUUAAUGUGUACUUUGCACUGUGCCAGAGAGAACUGUACAAUUUCUUGGGUUUUGUUUUCUUUUUUACCAGUUAUUUUAGUCAUGUACUACUUUCGUUUCCAUUAGCACCUGUUUAAUUUGUUGUCCAUUCCUGGAGUCAGAAGGUGACAAACAAUCAAAGGGUGGAUUUAUUCCUACAGGCAAAAUCCCUGUACUAUGCAAUCCUCAUGGUUAUUCAUCACUUAACUGAGCCGUGUAUUCCGGUAUAUUUCUGGAAAUACACGGUUGGUUCUGAUGUUUUAGACUUGUAUUUCCUUUAAGGAAGUGCCACUGUGUAAUGGAUAAGCCUGUUUAGGGUAAAAUUGGUGCUGUUUAUAUAAGCUACAACAACCAGCAGUGAUAAUAAACCAGUUUGUUGUCACUGCCAAUUGUAAUAUACAUCAGGGACAAGAAAAUAUACUUCUGUGUAGGAAACUGAAUGUACUGUAUGUAAUAGUGCAAGUGACGAAAACUAUUUGGUAGGGAAGAUGUAGUCCUAAAAUGGUAGGUUUUAUUAUAUUUCUUAUUGCCUUUUUAUAUGAAACUAUAUAGUAAAAAUGUAUUUUUUACAAAUUCCUUUUUUGAAACUGCCUUGCUGUACCAAUACUCUGAUACUCCUCAGGUUUCAGCAGAGAUACUGCUGCGAAAUAAUGUGUUUUGUGGCUCACCAGCGUCCAAGAGCUUUGUUAGUUUAAGUGACUGCAAUCCAAUUUUAAUUUGGGCUUUGAGGAUCGUUUUUAUUUCUCCGUUGUUAGACAUUGGACACAAAAUGUUAUCUAUAUUGAUUUGUUUUGCAUAUCUUUUGUGGUGCGUGUGUGCUUAGAGGAAUAAUACAAGUAUGUUCUGUAUAGUAAGAAGAGGUCAGAGCAUUGAUUGGAAAAGCAGAAUAUUUUCUUUUUGUGUUUGGAAAAUACUGACUUGAUCAUUGAUAAAAACCAUAUGAAAGUUACAGUUAUAUAUUAAGACAAACAUCAUGCCCCGCAUGUUGAGUGUGUUGUUUAAACCUUACUUCUACCAUGAUUUAUUAUGCUGAAGUUCAGAGUUCUUUCGUGUAAAAAGAAGUACUGCUCCAUACAAUUAACUAAACAGUUUUCAUUUUUCACAUUGCCGUUGGCAGAGGAGAAACAAAGAUGUUUAAAAUUUUGUUUUGGCCUCUAUGGAAUGAACUUUUUAUACAUGGCACUAUUAUGGGUAUAAAUAUUUGUUCGAGGCUUUGCGUGCACCCGUGCGCGUGGGGGAGGGGGUUACUGUGAUGUUACAAUACCAGAAUUUCACCACGUGCUGGAGUGUGAGAUUCAAGCAUUCCACGUGUUGUAGCAGAAUAUAUUUUUCAUUCUUUAUUUUCAGUGGGAUGCUCUUCUCCAUCGACAAAAAUAAAAUAGUUUGUUCAUCGUU
Messenger RNA from Numida meleagris (helmeted guineafowl), 4908 nucleotides. It is a transcript of the gene SCML2, whose product is annotated as sex comb on midleg like 2 (Drosophila). Lineage: Eukaryota; Metazoa; Chordata; Aves; Galliformes; Numididae. The record is from RefSeq and is a predicted model, not a curated record. Bases 329 to 2599 code for a protein of 756 amino acids. Gene Ontology annotation, biological process: regulation of DNA-templated transcription. The transcript is spliced from 16 exons. Gene Ontology annotation, molecular function: protein binding. Gene Ontology annotation, cellular component: nucleus.